UAGCGGUCACGAAUCAAAAAUCGAUUCAUUUGAAAAGUUGGCCAACUUAGCAACUAAUCAAUUUAAAACUUUAGAUGAUCAUCUAAAAAAUGUAAAAGCUAUUAGCAAAGCUGUUAAAGAUUAUUAA
Messenger RNA from Dentiscutata heterogama, 127 nucleotides. The record is from the annotation of a GenBank genome assembly. NCBI's taxonomy places the organism in Eukaryota, Fungi, Glomeromycota, Glomeromycetes, Diversisporales, Gigasporaceae.